AUGGCCAUCCUCAUCAUUGCCAAACGCCUCUGGCAGGGACUCACUAGCAGCAUCUUCAAUGGGCUGAUGCUCGUUGUACUCCUCGUAUGGGACGUCCUACUCACGCUGUACAAUCACGUCGUCCCGAACCGUUCCAUAGGGCGCGUCGUAAAGGAGGGCCUCCCAGGUUUCGGCGGCAAGUGGCCCGAGUACACCCCGCCUCAGGAAAGCGAUAGCCGCUGCUCGUGCCCAGCCCUGAAUGCCUUGGCUAACCACGGCAUCCUUCCGCGCGACGGGCGCAACAUCAAGUUCACCGAGCUCGGCCGUGUCAUACAAGAGGUAUACAACUUCGCACCGACGUUUGGCGUGAUCGGGCCGAAGCAGGCCGCGAACUUCCUCGGGCGCGACUACUGGACGGACCGCUUCGACCUCCGGGACCUGGACGCGCACAACUGCAUUGAGCACGACGCGUCUGUCACCCGACCGGAUGCAUUCCUGGAGAAGGACCAGGGCAAGAUCCCACAGGAGCUCGUCGAGGAGGUCCUGACGUGCGGCACGGGACCUGGGGGGAAACUUACGGAGCCGGACCUCUCUCGUCUCAUGGGAAAACGGCGCGUCGAGGCAAAGCGCGCUAACCCCGAGUACAGCCUUUCGCUGUUCCACAAGCUGUUCGGGAGCUGGAACUGCUCGACGUUGCUUCGGAUCUUCGGUGGGGACAUCGCAGACCUGCGCGUUGUCCUUGGCGAGGAGCGCUUGCCUGAGGGUUGGGAGCCGCGCUUCCGCCGUCGUAUGGGGCUCACCAUCCUCGAGUUCAACUUCACGGUGCUUCCGGUGGAGCUCAGCGUCAAGGAGGAAGCGGAUGGGUCUAUUGCCGCGGCUGGAAGAGAGCGAUACGGCGGCAGCAGCGAUGUGCAGGCCAAGAAGAACGCGUAA
Trametes versicolor FP-101664 SS1 is the source of this 912-nucleotide messenger RNA. It is a transcript of the gene HTP3, whose product is annotated as chloroperoxidase-like protein. The transcript has 4 exons. Bases 1 to 912 code for a protein of 303 amino acids. Lineage: Eukaryota; Fungi; Basidiomycota; Agaricomycetes; Polyporales; Polyporaceae. Gene Ontology annotation, molecular function: peroxidase activity. The record is from RefSeq and is a predicted model, not a curated record.